AUGUCCACCACGAUAGCGUUCGCCUUUGGCGAACAGACCAGAAUAAAUCCGAUACAGCUAGGCAACUAUGCCACUAAGCACGUUAUCGAUCAACUCAAAGUCGUCGAAGCAACGGUGGCGCAUGGACUUACCGCGGACUCGACCACGACGGCAGCAGACACCAGUGUGACGACGAGUUCGUCACAGCGACUAACUCCUGACCUGAAUGAAUGUCAUGCCCCCGUGCCACCUGUCGUGUCCGACAAUUCUACCGGCAUACGCGACACCUCCACUGCGCUGACGCAGCCCGAACGCCAGGGACAAGAGCAAGCCUUCUGCCCAUUCAAACCUAACUUGCCACCUCGUCUGAGGAAAGCAAGACCAGGGCGGCGCGAGCGCGCCCUUCUGCGCCUCCAACGGCAGGCGGGUAUUUCCCAUGACCCCACUACCUGCCAGCAAGGCCAGAGUGCUGUCCCGACGCCAGGAGAUGGCACUAUCAACGCACCAAUGGAGGCGAUCAAUGCCGUCCCGGCUCGGAUACCGGAAGAACCACCCACUCCCGACGACCUGCCUCCUCGCCGGAGGGCGAAGCCGGGUCGGCGAGAGCGAGCCCUUCGACGUCUGCAACGACAGGGAGGGGUGUUGGAGGAUCACGCGGCCUCGCAGCAAGUCGAAGCCCCCGGCCCGAAACCGGGCCCUGAUGCUACUCUGCCGCCGCCGCAGACGACUACGGUGGAUGCGUCAUCACCGGUGAUGGAACAGGGUCUGGAGGGGAGAGUGUGUGUUCAAACGUCGCACGACGAGCAACCAGCCGAGCUCGUGAGCGCUCAGGGUCGAGCGAACGACAUCCAGAAUUCCGCCGCCUCGCAGCACGACGAUCCAUCCGUUUCCCCGCCACCGUACGACCCGAUCGCUCUGGGACUGGAAGCGGCACAGUUCAUCCUGCAACAGCAUGGACCGACCCAGUACCUGGCCGCGGCGGUGGCACACGAUCAGCCACAGUAUCCAGUUGCAGCAGAGCAACAACAGCUUGUGAAUUGGGCGAUCGAGAGGCAACGCGCCGCGUCAGGAGAGGGCGGGUCCAUGGCGGUCCGUCUCGAGUACGCUGAGGGAGGCUCAUUUUCGCGAAUGGCCAUCCUCACGGACUGGGCCCCGCACUACUGGCAGCCAAGGCCAUUCACGCCUAGCUUGCCUCCCAACGCUGUCAGCCAGGAGGCCGUAACCAUACCCCUUCGCGUCUUACAAAACAGUGGAUAUGGCGACGGUGAGCCCGAGGCGCCGUGCGCUUACUCCAGCCCGUGGCCCGUCCCUACGGGUCGUCAAGCGCCGGAAAGGAUGGUUUCAGUACCAUACGAAGCGCCAGCGAGCACUGCGCUGCCGCAAGGAGGUUUUCCUCCCGAGCGAGCUGAGACUCCGGAUGUCCCCGACCUAACACGAUUCCCCGCGGCGCCCGAGCCAUCCAAUCUUCCUCUUACCCAAGCUAUAUAUCCCUUUGUCGACUGUCCAGGGCCCUGUCCUGCGGACUGCCCCAGGCGAUUGAUGUUGGCGCGCGCGUACUCUCGCCGUCCCCAUGCCCGCUAUGGCAUGUCACGCCUUCCCUGUCCAAUUCGAUUCGAUCCUUUUGAUGAGGACCUGGAUAGCGAAGGGAGGGAGCCGCCCUUUCAGUUGGCAGGACUGGAUUCUCCAACGUCACCGAUUUCUCCAGCAACAGCGACGACCGCAUCAGUGUCGACGCCGCGGGGAGCCGCCUUCAAUGCCGGCAUCAGUCCCUGUUCGUCAUGCAAGGGGCUUACGCUAACUGGCGAGGAAGUCAUAUACUCCACAUGUUGCGGAAUCAGGCCGCCCGCUGCACACGCUGGUGACAGCGAGGCCGAAGUGACGCUAGGCAUCCCAGUCCGGCGCGAGAGAAGGCAAGCUCCGCUCGCUGACGGAGAGCACCCGUCGACGCCCUGGUGGUAUCGCGACCAGCGGGAAGCCCAUCGGUAUCUGGAGCUGCUUGAAUACCUCGAGCAUCGUGCCAUACUGCGCAUAAAGGCUAAGCUGGAUAACCUCGAGGAGAGCGACCGUCCCCCGUUGAUGCCGCUCUGGAUUCAUUUCCCCCAGCUCCUUCCCCCGGUCUUCGACGCGCCGCCCGAGAAUAUGCUGCAGCUCCAGCUCAGCGGCAACUGA
This is a messenger RNA of Gloeophyllum trabeum ATCC 11539, 2148 nucleotides long. RefSeq lists its product as uncharacterized. The transcript has 2 exons. The record is from RefSeq and is a predicted model, not a curated record. Bases 1 to 2148 code for a protein of 715 amino acids. NCBI's taxonomy places the organism in Eukaryota, Fungi, Basidiomycota, Agaricomycetes, Gloeophyllales, Gloeophyllaceae.